Messenger RNA from Pteropus alecto (black flying fox), 1446 nucleotides. It is a transcript of the gene SYT15, whose product is annotated as synaptotagmin 15. The transcript is spliced from 7 exons. Bases 1 to 1446 code for a protein of 481 amino acids. Gene Ontology annotation, biological process: calcium-ion regulated exocytosis; regulation of dopamine secretion; cellular response to calcium ion. The record is from RefSeq and is a predicted model, not a curated record. Gene Ontology annotation, molecular function: clathrin binding; syntaxin binding; calcium-dependent phospholipid binding. NCBI's taxonomy places the organism in Eukaryota, Metazoa, Chordata, Mammalia, Chiroptera, Pteropodidae.
AUGGCUUUUCAGAUGAUACCCAGCAGAGCCCAGCCAGCAGCCUCCUCUCCAGCAGACCCAAGAAGUCUGCUUCUGUGUCGCUCCUGGGGUCCAACUCAGGGAGGGGGGUUGCUGCCCAAAUUCUGCCCCCAGCUGGCCACUUGUGUGAAGGAGAGUGACUUUUCCCAGGCAUCACAGUCCUGGUGGUCUCCGCUCCCAGAGCAGGUGGCCCUGGUGAUCGGGGGCACUCUUGGGGGGCUGCUACUGCUGCUGCUGUUGAUUUGGGUGAGCUGCUGUCUCUGGAAGAGGCUUUGUGCCAAGUUCACCUAUGAGGAGCUGCCGGGGACAACAGCUGCCUCCAGCCUACAGGAGGACAAGCUCUGCCGGCUGCAUGCUGGGACUCAGACAAGCAGGCCACCAGGUGUGCCAUUUGUGGUGCCCCCUUCCUUCCAAAGCCGAGACUGGGUGCCCCUGCACAGCAGAGAGUGGGCCCAGGCACCACCAGACCCCUGCCUAGCUCCAAAGCUCCAGCCCCAUUCCACUGGCAGCAACCGUGGAGAUGCCUGCGUGGUGGGGACCAUCAACCCAGAGCUGUACAAGUUCCCAGAGGACAAGAGUGAGACCGACUUCCCUGAGGGCUGCCUGGGGCGACUGUGGUUCUCCGUGGAAUACCAGCAGGAGGCCGAGCGGCUGUUGGUGGGCCUGAUCAAGGCGCAGCACCUACAAGGCCCCUCGGAGACCUGCAGCCCCCUGGUGAAGCUCCACCUGCUGCCCGAUGAGCGGCGCUUCCUCCAGUCUAAGACUAAACGCAAAACCGCCAACCCUCAGUUUGAUGAGCACUUUAUCUUCCAGGUGUCCGGCAAGAGCAUCACUCAGAGGGUGCUGAGGUUCUCGGUGUACCAUGUGGACAGGCAAAGGAAGCACCAGCUCCUGGGCCAGGUGCUGUUCCCCCUGAAGAACGAGACCCUGGCAGGCGACUGCCGGCAUAUUAUCUGGAGAGACCUGGAGGCUGAGAACCUGGAGCCUCCCUCAGAAUUUGGCGACCUCCAAUUCUGCCUCAGCUACAAUGACUGCCUGAGCCGUCUGACAGUGGUCGUGCUACGAGCCAAGGGCCUCCAGCUCCAGGAAGACAGGAGUUUUGUCAGUGUGUUUGUCAAAGUGUCCCUGAUGAAUCACAACAAGUUUGUCAAGUGCAAGAAGACUUCGGCUGUGCUGGGCUCUGCCAACCCCGUGUACAGCGAAACCUUCAGCUUCAAGGCUGACCCCACUGAGUUGGACACUGCCAGCCUCAGCCUGACAGUGCUGCAGAGCACCGAAGGAGACAAGACCCACCAGCUGGGCCGAGUGGUGGUGGGCCCCUACAUGUACGCCCGUGGCAAAGAGCUAGAGCACUGGGAUGAGAUGCUCAGCAAGCCGAAGGAACUGGUGAAGCGCUGGCAUGCACUUUGCCGCACCACUGAGUCUUGA